CUCUCUUACCUUCUGCCAGGUGAGAGAUGUAUUGGACCAAGUGGUAACUGCAAGCAACUUCAUCCUUUCAAGAUGAGGCCGAUGUUUGGGACCCUUCUGCCUAAAGAGAACCCUAGUGCCUCCAUCUCCAGUGUUACUCUUGUUCUCUGCCUUCUAACCCUUCUUCUGAUGGCUCUUUGCGGUCGCAAGGGUCAGAGAUACCUCUCUCACCAUUUCGACUCUGACCUCGAUAUUCACCCGCCUCCCCCUGGUCCUACACCUUGGCCCCUUGUUGGCAAUCUUCUCCAGAUGGGCGACCAAAUUCAUCUUUCCUUGACGCAACUGAGACACCAGUAUGGAGAUGUUUUCAAGAUUCGUCUUGGUUCUUUGACUGUUGUAGUCCUGAGUGGAUACGCCACCAUCAGACAGGCUCUCGUUCGCCAAGGGGAUGCUUUUGCCGGGCGUCCAGACCUUUUCACCUUUUCUGCCGUUGCCAACGGGACCAGUAUGACUUUCAGCGAGAAGUAUGGACACACCUGGAUGCUGCACAAGAAGCUGUGCAAGAAUGCCCUCAGGUCCUUCUCUCAGGCUGAGCCCAGGGAAUCUGGGGCCACAUGCCUGCUGGAGGAGCAUGUCUGCGCUGAGGCCUCAGAGAUGGUGAAGGUCCUUCAGGAACAAGCCGCUAAGGAGCUGGAAAUGACAGGUAUCGACCCGGUGAGGCAGCUGGUCACAUCUGUAGCAAAUGUGGUCUGUGCCCUCUGUUUUGGGAAAAGAUAUGACCACAAUGACAAAGAGUUCCUCACUGUUGUCCACAUCAACAAUGAGGUCCUAAGGAUCUUUGCUGCAGGGAACCUGGCAGAUUUCUUUCCUGUGUUCCGUUACUUUCCCAGUCCAUCUCUGAGGAAGAUGGUGCAACAUAUCCACAGGAUGAAUAGCUUCAUGGAGAGAAGUAUCGAGGAGCACAUCUGCACUUUUGACAAGAACUGUAUUCGUGACAUCACAGAUGCUCUGAUUGCACUUUGUGAGGACCGGGAAGAAAGCAAGCACAAGUCCACACUCUCCAACUCUCAGAUUAUUCAUACUGUCGUCGACAUCUUUGGAGCAGGCUUUGAUACCAUCAUCGCUGGUUUACAGUGGAGCCUUUUAUAUCUCAUCAAGUUCCCUGACAUUCAAGACAGGAUACACCAAGAAAUAGAUGACCAUAUUGGCACAGCCAGGUUGCCCAGAUUUUCAGACAAGGUCAACAUGCCUUUCACUGAGGCGUUCAUCUAUGAAGUGUUUCGUCACGCUUCUUACGUCCCUUUCACCAUACCUCACUGCACCACGAGGGACAUCCUCUUGAAUGGUUUCUUCAUUCCCAAAGACACCUGUGUAUUCAUCAACCAAUAUCAAGUCAACCAUGAUGUUGCUCUUUGGGGCGACCCUGAUGUUUUUCGCCCUGGUCGUUUCCUGGCCUCAGCAGGUAUACUUAAAAAGGAGCUCACAGAGAAGGUUCUUAUCUUCGGCAUGGGGAAGAGGCGUUGCCUUGGUGAUGGAUACGCACGUUUAGAGAUGUUUGUCUUUCUCACCACAUUGCUCCAAAGACUGCGAAUCCAAAGUGUUCCAGGUCAGGAGCUGGAUCUCAGCACUGAUUUUGGUCUGACAAUGAAGCCACGUCCCUACAAAAUAACCAUCUCCUCAAGGCUUUAGACAUGUUCUCUUCAACUUUAAAGGGGAACAUUAUCACAAUUUCAGAAUGGUUAAAACCAUUAAAAAUCAGUUUCCAGUGGCUCAUUAUAUUUUUCGAAGUUCUUUUCAAAAUUUUACCCAUCACGCAAUAUCCCUAAAAAAAAGCUUCUAAAUGCCUGAUUUUAACCAUCGUU
Messenger RNA from Nerophis lumbriciformis (worm pipefish), 1841 nucleotides. RefSeq names its product cytochrome P450, family 1, subfamily D, polypeptide 1 (gene cyp1d1). NCBI's taxonomy places the organism in Eukaryota, Metazoa, Chordata, Actinopteri, Syngnathiformes, Syngnathidae. Gene Ontology annotation, molecular function: iron ion binding; oxidoreductase activity, acting on paired donors, with incorporation or reduction of molecular oxygen, reduced flavin or flavoprotein as one donor, and incorporation of one atom of oxygen; steroid 17-alpha-monooxygenase activity. The record is from RefSeq and is a predicted model, not a curated record. Gene Ontology annotation, biological process: hormone biosynthetic process; progesterone metabolic process.